Lates calcarifer (barramundi perch) is the source of this 1041-nucleotide messenger RNA. RefSeq names its product histidine triad nucleotide binding protein 2 (gene hint2). Gene Ontology annotation, molecular function: hydrolase activity. The transcript is spliced from 5 exons. NCBI's taxonomy places the organism in Eukaryota, Metazoa, Chordata, Actinopteri, Centropomidae. Gene Ontology annotation, cellular component: mitochondrion; cytoplasm. The coding region runs from base 144 to 782 and encodes 212 amino acids. The record is from RefSeq and is a predicted model, not a curated record.
CAUGAAGGCAGCAUUGACGUAGUUCGUGAGGUGCAGAGUUUUGUUUUUUGAACAGUAUUUUUGUUCCACGCAGUUGUGUGUUAAAAAUAAAAUAAACCCUGUAUUUAAUGCCUCGGAAAGCUACUAUAGCUGGUUAACUAGCUAUGUAUUGUCGUCAGAUUUUGCGGGCACGGUUCGUCGGGACCGGAGCGACUCACCUCAACCGUUUGCACCGCGUUUGUCUAACUGAGGUAGCUCUUAAAAUAAACUGUCUUGUUCUCAUUCUCAUGAACAUUUUCCUUUCUUUACCUGCAGCAGAGCAUUUGGACAACACCUGUCCUACCAGCUCUGGUGGUGGCUGUGGGAAAUCUGCAGUGCCCCCCCGCCACCAAGAGAGACCACUGUGCACCAGAAGCGACGAGGUGAGGCUGGCGGAGGAGGCCAGCAAGAAGUACGGCUCCCCAGCUCCAACCAUCUUCUCCAAGGUUAUUGACAAAAGCAUCCCCGCAGAUAUCAUUUAUGAAGAUGAGAAGUGUUUGGCAUUCAGGGAUAUCAGCCCACAGGCCCCUGUUCAUUUCCUGGUCAUCCCAAGAGUCCCUAUUCCUAGAAUAAGUGAGGCCAAAGAUGAUGAUGCUGAGCUCCUAGGACAUUUGUUGAUUGUUGCCAAAAAUGUGGCAAAGCAAGAAUCUCUUGAUAAAGGAUACAGAGUGGUUAUCAAUGAUGGAAAGCAUGGUGCUCAGUCAGUUUACCACCUUCAUAUCCACGUCCUGGGAGGAAGACAGAUGACAUGGCCUCCAGGAUAAUGGUGUCAUAUGUAUGUUAACGUGUCUGUCAGCUACUUUGAUUUGCUUAAUCCCAUUAGCUUGAUGUUAUAUGUGGUGGGUGUAAUUGAUUAAAAAAAAUCAUAUUCUCAUCCCAUUUCCUUAAAAAAAAAAACUCACUUCCUCACACAGAAUAAGAAAUGUAAAUAUGUUGAUCCUAACAAAUGUAAAACUUAAUUGUAAAAAGUCAGAGUAAAGACAUUAUGUUUGAUACAGCUGCUAAUAAAGACACUUAAAAAUA